Messenger RNA from Pterocles gutturalis (yellow-throated sandgrouse), 1263 nucleotides. RefSeq names its product diacylglycerol kinase eta-like. Gene Ontology annotation, molecular function: ATP-dependent diacylglycerol kinase activity. The annotation marks the transcript as partial. The transcript has 11 exons. Gene Ontology annotation, biological process: diacylglycerol metabolic process; lipid phosphorylation; intracellular signal transduction. Lineage: Eukaryota; Metazoa; Chordata; Aves; Pterocliformes; Pteroclidae. The record is from RefSeq and is a predicted model, not a curated record.
ACAAGUAUAAAAGAAGGAUUACUACUGAAGCAAACGAGUUCUUUUCAGAGGUGGAAAAAGCGUUAUUUCAAACUUCGAGGUCGUACCCUUUACUAUGCUAAGGAUUCAAAGUCUCUGAUAUUUGAUGAAGUUGACCUGUCAGAUGCCAGCGUAGCUGAAUCAAGCACAAAAAAUGUCAACAACAGCUUCACGAUAAUCACUCCAUUUAGGAGGCUAAUAUUGUGUGCUGAGAACAGAAAAGAAAUGGAGGACUGGAUAAGCUCUCUGAAGUCCGUUCAGUCCAGAGAACACUAUGAGACCGCACAGUUUAAUGUGGAACAUUUCUCAGGGAUGCAUAACUGGUACGCCUGCUCCCACGCCCGACCCACCUUCUGUAAUGUGUGUAGAGAGAGCCUCUCUGGAGUCACAUCUCAUGGCCUGUCUUGUGAAGUGUGUAAGUUUAAAGCACAUAAAAGAUGUGCUGUCCGAGCAACAAAUAACUGCAAAUGGACUACAUUAGCCUCAAUUGGAAAAGACAUCAUUGAAGAUGAAGAUGGUAUAGCUAUGCCUCACCAGUGGUUAGAGGGUAAUCUGCCUGUUAGUGCCAAAUGUGCAGUCUGCGACAAGACUUGUGGCAGUGUUUUACGCCUGCAAGACUGGAAGUGCCUUUGGUGUAAAGCUAUGGUUCACACUGCCUGUAAAGAUCAGUAUCCUCGUAAAUGUCCACUUGGCCAGUGUAAGGUAUCGAUCAUACCUCCAACAGCACUAAACAGUAUAGAUUCUGAUGGUUUCUGGAAAGCCACAUGCCCGCCAUCCUGUGCCAGUCCUCUUUUAGUUUUUGUUAACUCAAAGAGUGGAGACAAUCAGGGAGUAAAGUUUCUUCGUCGAUUCAAACAGUCGUUAAAUCCAGCUCAGGUGUUCGAUUUAAUGAAUGGAGGACCUCACUUAGGUUUGCGGUUAUUUCAGAAGUUUGACAACUUCAGGAUUCUUGUGUGUGGUGGCGAUGGAAGUGUGGGUUGGGUCUUGUCAGAAAUUGAUAAGCUCAGCUUGCACAAACAGUGUCAGUUAGGAGUGUUACCCCUUGGUACUGGAAAUGACCUUGCUCGUGUCCUUGGUUGGGGCGGAUCCUGUGAUGAUGACACACAACUUCCUCAGAUUUUGGAGAAACUAGAACGAGCCAGCACAAAAAUGUUAGACAGGUGGAGUAUAAUGUCAUAUGAACUGAAAUUACCAGCAAAGUCUUCUAUUCUUCCAGUGACUGCAGAAGAGUCAGAGGAAUGCCAG